This is a messenger RNA of Triticum dicoccoides, 1549 nucleotides long. Its product is annotated as probable carboxylesterase 2. The record is from RefSeq and is a predicted model, not a curated record. Lineage: Eukaryota; Viridiplantae; Streptophyta; Magnoliopsida; Poales; Poaceae. Gene Ontology annotation, molecular function: hydrolase activity. The transcript has a single exon. Bases 97 to 1101 code for a protein of 334 amino acids.
ACUGCACUCACACCGCACCGGGAGUACCGCGGCACAGUGCGGGUCACUCGCGGCCGCGCGCACUGUCCCCCCUCCCUCCGCGCUCCGUGCUCUAGCAUGGCCGCGCGAGCUCUGCUCAUCUCCCUCCUCCUCGCGCUCUGCUCGGCUCUCGGGGAGGGGGUCUCGGCAUUGCGCGGCCGCGGCAACGGCGACGCGGUCAAGUUCGACUUCACGCCCUUCCUCAUCCAGUACGAGAGCGGGCGGGUGCAGCGGCUGAUGGGCACCAGCGUGGUGCCGCCGUCCGUGGACGCGCGCACCGGCGUCGCCUCCACCGACGUCGUCGUCGAUCAGGGCACGGGCCUCGCCGUCAGGCUCUACCGCCCGAGCAGCCGCCGCGGCAGGCUACCCGUGCUCCUCUACUUCCACGGCGGCGCGUUCGUCGUCGAGUCGGCCUUCGGCCCCGUGUACCACAACUACCUCAACGCGCUGGCGGCCAGGGCGGGCGUCAUCGCGGUGUCGGUGAACUACCGCCUGGCGCCGGAGCACACGCUCCCGGCCGCCUACGACGACUCGUGGACGGCGCUCCAGUGGGUGCUCUCCAACGCCCGCAACGGCUCCGGCUACGGCCCGUCCUGGCUCCACAAGCACGGCGACAUGUCCCGGCUGUUCGUGGGCGGGGACAGCGCCGGCGGCAACAUCGCGCACAACCUGGCAAUGCGCGCGGGGCAGCAGGACGACGGCAGAGGGCGGAUCAAGGGCGUGGCGCUGCUGGACCCGUACUUCCUGGGCGGGCACGCGAGCCCGUGGGCGGAGCGGGCGUGGGGGUUCAUCUGCGCGGGGCGGUACGGGACGGAGCACCCGUACGUGGACCCGAUGGCGCUGCCGGCGGACGCGUGGCGGCGGCUCGGCGCCGCGCGCGUGCUGGUGACCAGGUCGGGGCAGGACCGGCUGGGGCCGUGGCAGGGCGCGUACGUGGACGCGCUCCGGGGCAGCGGCUGGGGCGGGCAGGCGCGGCUGUACGAGACGCCCGGCGAGGCGCACUGCUACUUCCUCAACAACCUCCAGUCGCCCAAGGCCGCCGCGCAUAUGGCCACCGUCGCGGAGUUCGUCACUCACUCCUAGCUACUCAUUUGUCUGGUCUGGCAGCGCGGUGAUCAGACCAGUGGUAGUGUGAGAUACUAGAGAAUAAGCGUAGAGUGAGAAUGUGUGUUGCUGUUAGUACCUCUGUUUUCGUUUCUUCUUGGAAGCAGAUCGGCUUGUUCGUAACAGCAGGGACAGAUGGCUUUGUCCACCGCGGCCGGAGAGUGCACGUGUGCCGUGAACUCCGGCGGCCCCUUGAACUUUGGAACGGAUAAGUAUGAAUGGACGGAAGAGGGGCUCGGUCGAUCUUCGACGUGAUCGAGGUUUAUAAAGGCGCAGGUUCUAUGGAGCUAGCGUGAGAGCACAACGUCAAACGUGUGGUGACCAUGCAACCAUACGACAUGUCAUCAAUCAAUCGUUAUGAGCCUACGAUAUGUUGCAACGCCGCCAGACCCAUGCCCCGGAAUUGAAGAGGAACACAAUUCAAGAC